Molecule: messenger RNA, 3081 nt
Organism: Alosa alosa (allis shad)
Lineage: Eukaryota; Metazoa; Chordata; Actinopteri; Clupeiformes; Clupeidae
Gene: dusp7
Product: dual specificity phosphatase 7
Exons: 3
Coding region: 400-1539 (379 amino acids)
Biological process (GO): negative regulation of MAPK cascade; protein dephosphorylation
Cellular component (GO): cytoplasm; cytosol
Molecular function (GO): protein tyrosine/threonine phosphatase activity; MAP kinase tyrosine/serine/threonine phosphatase activity
Source: RefSeq, a predicted model, not a curated record
AGCCCUUUAUUACUGACUGUCAGGCGGCUCGCUGGAAAUGACAAACGAGAUUGAGGCAGUAGGACCAUUGAACAUGUUAAAUAAUGAACUACACUAUCCGUCUGAAUUUGCGAUUUCUUUAAACUAGAAUCACUGGCCUCCAUACAGUAGGAUAUAUCAGCUAUCUCAUGGACGUAAUACUACGGUUUCUUUUCUAAUUGAGGAGGACUAAAGACAAAUAGUCCUAAUGUGUACUGAAAAUCGCUUGACCUCUUCGCAACCAUAGGCUACUUUUUUGGUUGAAAGGGGACUAUCUUGCCGCGCAUGUGGCUCUGUUCAUAAGGGGAAGUUCUAUUUCUUCGUGGCGAAAAUCCCCCCCCUCAUUUCACUUAAGUAUAACAGCCUCUUUAUAUUUCCCUAAUGAAAAAUAAUCUUUGGAGCAGCUCCCGGGACGUGCCUAUUAUGAUGUCGAGCAAAAGUGUGGAAUGGCUGCAAGAUGAACUGGAAUCCGGAGUGAGCUCGUUGCUCCUGUUGGAUUGCCGAUCGCACGAGCUCUUCGAAUCAUCACACAUCGAAUCUGCAAUAAAUUUAGCGAUUCCUGGUCUUAUGCUGCGGAGGCUGAAAAAGGGGAAUUUACCCAUCCGAUCCAUCAUCCCCAACAACGAGGAUAAAGAGAAGUUUGUCAAACGCUGCAAGACGGAUACGGUGGUGUUAUAUGAUGAGGCCACUUCGGAUUGGCAAGAGAACGGAGCAGCGACCUCGGUUUUGGGACUUCUCCUGCAGAAACUGCGAGAUGACGGGUGCAAGGCUUACUAUCUUGAGGGGGGAUUCAACAAGUUUCAGACAGAAUACCCCGAACACUGCGAAACUAACCUAGACUGCUCCUGCCCCAGUAGUUCACCACCUGCCUCCGUUCUGGGCCUGGGGGGCUUGAGAAUCAGCUCUGAUUGCUCUGAUGGGGAGUCUGACCGUGAACCUGGCAGUGCCACAGAAUCUGAAGGCAGCCCUUUACCCAACAACCAACCAGCCUUUCCAGUCCAGAUCCUCCCAUACCUUUACCUAGGCUGUGCCAAGGACUCCACCAAUUUGGACGUGCUGGGCAAGUACAACAUUAAGUACAUCCUGAACGUAACGCCCAACUUGCCCAACAUGUUUGAACAUGAUGGAGAAUUCAAGUACAAACAAAUCCCCAUUUCGGAUCAUUGGAGCCAAAACCUGUCACAGUUUUUCCCUGAAGCUAUUUCUUUUAUCGAUGAAGCUCGUUCCAAAAAGUGUGGCAUCCUGGUGCACUGCCUGGCAGGUAUUAGCCGAUCGGUGACUGUCACUGUGGCCUACCUAAUGCAGAAGCUCAACUUGUCACUCAACGACGCCUAUGAUUUUGUCAAGCGCAAAAAGUCCAAUAUCUCACCAAACUUCAACUUCAUGGGGCAGCUCCUUGACUUUGAGAGGACACUGGGGCUGAACAGCCCCUGUGACAACCGCUCCCCCAAUGACCAGCUCUUCUUCACCACACCCACUAAUCACAACGUGUUCCAGCUCGACACUCUGGAGUCCACAUGAGAUGCCCUAUCGGGUCACCAGAAGACAGAAGACGAUGACGUGGCCAGGUGGCACCAGCAGCCACUCAUCUGAAUGUUUAUUCUUUCCCAUUACCCACAUGGGAAGCGUUUUGAGCUAACAGCUAAAAUGUUAAAAUGCUAAAGAGUUCAAAUGAAAGGUGCAAAGCUGAUAGGAGUAUGAGGAGGAAGAGGAAAAGGAGAGGGACUGUGGCAAAGGGGCCUUGGGACUGUUGCUCUGAGUAGCUCUUGUUGGAAGGGAUCACUGACCCCUCUUGAAGCCCUGUCUUGCUGCCACCUCUGUGAUUUGAGAUGCAGCUUUUUGCCUUUUGGAAUAGACUGUUCUUUUUGUUCUUAAAUCAAAAAGAAAAAAAGAAGCGAGAGACUGAGUACCACACAGAGCUUCAUACAAAGAAAGGGGAACGGAACUGCAGUGCUAAACUUAUUGUCGUCUAUUGUUGGGAGGGUGCCCUCAACCUCCUGACAUGAAUGGUGCCAAUGUAGUGUCUGGGAUUUAUGCUUUUCUUUCUUCAGAUAAGGUGAUCUCACUCUACUGAAUGUAGGGUCUGAUUUGUUUUUUUCAACAAAGCAAACACAAACGUGCACAUGCAUAUAUAAUGUGUUGGUACAUAUACUUACAGUAGUAUGUGUCAUACACAUUUGUAUAUUUGUAUACAUUUUCACUUCACAUAUACACAUAUGAAAUAAAAAAGCUCUUUUGUCCCAAAUAUAAAUAAUUCAAAGACAGUAUGGCCUGGGUGAAUUCUAGAUUGUAUUUUGAAGAAGACAACAGACCAACAGACAGAAUUGAAAUUUGUAAUCGAUUGUUUUUUUUCUUUUCUCUUUUUUUAGGAUUCUUUUUUUUCUAUGUUGGUAAUGACCUAAUGCAUUUUGCACAGUGGUGAAGCCUUUCACUUCUUGGCACUUAAAACUGGUACUCCACACAGAGAUAAAGAGACAUUCAGAGGGGCAGCCAGUCCUAGGCUGUGACGUGCCCAUGCAGCUGGCCUGGUGCAUGGGUCUGAACUGGUGGAGGGGGGAUGCACUUACUUAAAGCUUAUUGUUCCUUUGCCGCAUACAAAAGAUGGGACCUUUUCUGUCACAGCAACAACAAGCCCCACUUCCUUAAGAGAGAGUGUUUGUUUUGUGCAGGGUUGGAUCACCCUCAGGCCUUUAUUACAAUGAUUAUUACAAUUACAGUAUACAACAAUUAAUUAUAGGAAUUAAAAUAAAAAGCAAAUUUAUUAUUUGUUGUGUAUGAGCUUGCUAUGCUCUCUAGUAUUGGGGCAUAAACAGGUUAGGAGAAUUGACUCAUGGCAGAUGGAAACUGAAUGCUAGGAACUGUUUUUUUAACUGCUUUAGCUGCUGCUGUUCUGCUGAACACGGAUGUCUGCUGGACAGGGCAGCAUAGAGUGUGUAGCAAGAGGGGUUUCUGAAGACAGAAACAUGCAAAUGGUCAGUGUUGGGAGUUGGCAGGGUUGCUUUAAGCAGGCCUUACAUAACCUUUUUAAUUAUCUCUAAUGCUGACUGUUCAAUACUCUUUGUA